This is a messenger RNA of Polypterus senegalus (gray bichir), 2553 nucleotides long. It is a transcript of the gene slc36a4, whose product is annotated as solute carrier family 36 member 4. Gene Ontology annotation, molecular function: L-proline transmembrane transporter activity; L-alanine transmembrane transporter activity. NCBI's taxonomy places the organism in Eukaryota, Metazoa, Chordata, Cladistia, Polypteriformes, Polypteridae. Gene Ontology annotation, cellular component: vacuolar membrane. Gene Ontology annotation, biological process: amino acid transmembrane transport; L-alanine transport. Bases 337 to 1857 code for a protein of 506 amino acids. The record is from RefSeq and is a predicted model, not a curated record. The transcript is spliced from 12 exons.
AAGGGGUGGGACGCCUGUGAGCGAGCGAGCGAGUGAAGAGGUGGGGCGUGUGUACGUGUUUUUUUUUCCGGGUUUGCUUGGAAUUUCUGUCGGUUAAAAAAAAAUGACACACUUGUGCCCCUUUAAGAAGAAAAAAAAAAACAAACUUGGCACAGGAAUUUCAAGCCAACGACGUAGCCCGUGCUUUAGUAACUUUUUACUAAAUGAUUUAAAAUAAGCCGAAAACAAAAAGCAACGUGGAUGCAAAUGAAGCAGCUGUAGAUCGCCGUUCACAGCGCCGGAGAAAUUCCAUCGGGUUUCUGCUUCCAUACAAGGAUUAGCCGCCUUCAGAAGAAGAUGGAAGCCUCCGACGAGCUGGAUAUGGAUGUGAUCACUCCACUCAUUGAAGAAAAGGGAGCUGAUUCUGGAGAAAUUUCAGAUGAAGAUGAAAUCACCGAACUAGGAUUAAUGCAGAAGCACUCCAAAUAUGGCAAUCCUCAAGGAAUAACGUUCUACCAAACUCUAAUCCAUUUACUGAAAGGGAACAUCGGCACUGGUCUGUUAGGCCUUCCCCUUGCAGUAAGAAAUGCAGGGAUUUUGGUGGGUCCGGUGAGCCUCAUUGUAAUGGGAGCAGUAGCAGUACACUGCAUGCAUAUCUUGGUGCAGUGCAGCCAUCAUCUUUCUGAAAGGCUAAAGAUGCAAUCUUUAGGAUACAGUGACACAGUUGGUCUUGCAAUGGAGAACAGCCAUUUAAAGUGCCUUAGGAAAGGAGGAGCUUUUGGAAGACAUUUAGUCAAUUCCUUUCUGGUGAUAACACAACUUGGGUUUUGCAGUGCUUAUUUUGUUUUCCUGGCAGAGAAUGUUAAACAGGUUGUGGAAGGCUUAUUGAGAAACAGCACAGCAAAUUCUAGCUUUCCAGUCGGUGACAGUGCUGCACCAGUCCUGGAAGUGUGGGAGGUGGAUUUGCGGCUUUACAUGCUUUGCUUUUUACCUUUCUUGAUCAUCCUUGUCUGCAUUCGGGAUCUUAAGCAUCUGGCAAUUCUAUCAUUUCUCGCAAAUAUUUCCAUGGCUGUCAGUCUUGUCAUCAUUUAUCAUUCCAUAGUACAGGACAUAAAAGAUCCAAAGAAAUUUCCACUGGCUUCCAAUUGGAAGGGGUACUCACUUUUCUUUGGGACAGCAAUUUUUGCAUUUGAAGGAAUUGGAGUGGUUCUUCCUCUUGAAAACCAGAUGAAAGAAACCAGACGCUUUCCUCGAGCCCUUAACAUUGGAAUGGCAAUUGUCACAGCUCUGUAUAUCUCACUUGGUACAUUGGGAUAUCUUCGUUUUGGUGAUGAUAUAAAAGGCAGUAUAACCCUCAAUUUGCCACAGGAUGUCUGGAUUUACCAAAUGGUGAAAAUUCUGUAUUCAUUUGGAAUUUUUGUGACCUACUCGAUUCAGUUCUAUGUCCCUGCUGAGAUUGUCAUUCCUGCUGUGAGAUCUGGAGUCAGAGACAAAUGGAGGCUGCCUUGUGAACUGGUGGCUCGAGUAUUGAUGGUGUGCGUAACCUGUGCUAUGGCAGUGCUCAUUCCACGUCUUGACCUGGUUAUCUCCUUUGUUGGAGCAGUGAGCAGCAGUACACUGUCCCUCAUUUUCCCCCCUCUGCUGGAACUGGUUACACUGUCAGAGAAAGACAUCUCCGUCUGGAUGGUUAUAAAGGAUAUUUCUAUAGCUGUAUUAGGAUUUGUGGGAUUUCUAGCUGGGACUUAUGUGACAGUUGAAGAAAUGAUCUAUCCUCAAACAACCUUCUUGGAAACUGGAAAGCUUUUCCAAACACUCAACAUAACAAACACAAUGGAUUUGUUGAGAAAUAGUACACAGUCCAGGCUGCUCGAAGGAUGAUCUUCAAUAACAUUUGAAAAGCGAAAGCUGCUUGAUUUCUUGGAGAUGAGGGUAAGGGAAAGGUGUUGGGGUGUGAUAUCUAAUAGUAUGAGGUUGGUAUUUUUAAAUUUGGUCAUACGAUUUUAAUGUUGAAAUAAAACACAAGAAAUCUUCAGAGUAGAUGGCUUUUGCUUUCUUUCACAAGACAUUUGGAGAAAUUGUAAAUCCUGAUAAAUGUGGGUAUGUAUGAAGUAGAGUUUCUGUCAUGCAUUGUUUAUUAAUGAAAAAGUGAGCCCAGAAUCACAUUCAGAAUUUAUUGAGAGUACAAUCAUAAUUGCCAUCUUGGUACCAUAUAUGUGCCACUUUGUCAGAGUUUAAUUUUUGCUUUGUUACAUACAAUGAAUAUGAUCCCUUUGCUAAUGUAAGUAGACAUUUGUUGUUAUGAAUAUCAUGCUUUAAUAUUGAGUCUUUAAAAACAACAUCCAUUGGCAAGUUUGGCCUCCCACAGACAGUAGAACUGGGUGAUUCUGACAGUGCCCUUUACCCAACUGAUUAUGACAAACGUAAGAUGAAAGAACAUACUGUAUUGGAGCAAUGUUCCAAGCAAUGUUAAUAAGGCCCUUGUUUAUCUUAAUUAAUGUCAUAUGUAAAUCAUUUUUAUAAUUCAGUUACUUUUAUCUAUUUCUACUUUAUUUUUAGUUUAUUAGAUCUUCAGAG